AUUGAAUUACAGGUGGCGUCGGGUCGAUGGCCGCUGAGCGCCGCUGCGUGUAAGGCGGUUCGAUACCUGCAGCACCUGUGCCCCGGCGUGCAGGUGUACGUCCUGCUGAGCAUCUCCGUGGACCGGUUCUACACCAUCCUGUACCCGCUGAGCUUCAAGGUGUCGCGGGAGAAAGCCAAGAAGAUGAUCGCGGCGUCGUGGCUGUUCGACGCCGCCUUCGUGUCGCCUUGCUUCUUCUUCUACGGAUCCACCGACAGCCAACACUGUGACUUCUUCUUCCUCCCGGACAGCUGGGGCGGAUUGUCCUACGCCUCCAUUCACCUUCUGUUCGGUUUCCUUGUUCCCGCGGUGCUCAUCGUGUCUUUCUACCAACGAGUGGUACGCUACAUCUGGAGAAUCAGCGCCGACGGACACACGGUUCGACGCACGAUGAACAUUGUGCCGCGGACUAAAGUGAAGACCAUCAAGAUGUUCCUGAUGCUGAACUCGGUGUUCUUCCUCACCUGGACGCCUUUCUACAUCGCCCAGCUGUGGCACCCGAAGGAGUCGAACAGUCGUCAGGGUUUGCUCUUCUUCACCGCCAUCGCCUGGAUCUCCUUCAGCUCCACGGCCUCCAAACCCACGCUGUACUCCGUCUACAACGCCAACUUCAGGAGGGGCAUGAGGGAGACCUUCUGCAUGUCCUCCAUGAAGUGCUACCGCAGCAACGCCUACACCAUCACCGCCAGCUCUCGAGUCGCCAAAAAGAACUACAUCGGGGUCGUGGAGAUCCCCGUCCAGAACAAGGCGGGCGCCAAGGACUCGGUUUACGAUGCGUUUGGUCGGGAGGCGAAGGGGAAGAAAGUCGCCUGGAGCUCAAACGCUAACCCCCCGAACACUUUUGUCUAAAAACAAAUUAUUUAAAGGUUCCCUGUCAUACUGUGUUUCAUCAAUAUAUCCCAGGUCUCAGAUAUAUCCAGAGCCUGUCUCUGAUUGGCUGAAACACCAAACAGAUCAUUUCAGCAUUACCCAUAACCCCCUCUGUUUAAGCCCUGAUUCUCUCUCUGUUACUUUAGAUGAAAAUAAGGAGCCCCUCCCCACGACCCUCUGAGAGAGACUUGGUUACAAAGAACAC
Molecule: messenger RNA, 1114 nt
Organism: Notothenia coriiceps (black rockcod)
Lineage: Eukaryota; Metazoa; Chordata; Actinopteri; Perciformes; Nototheniidae
Gene: gpr19
Product: G protein-coupled receptor 19
Exons: 1
Biological process (GO): G protein-coupled receptor signaling pathway; cellular response to hormone stimulus
Cellular component (GO): plasma membrane
Molecular function (GO): peptide binding; G protein-coupled receptor activity
Source: RefSeq, a predicted model, not a curated record